Messenger RNA from Dibothriocephalus latus, 693 nucleotides. Lineage: Eukaryota; Metazoa; Platyhelminthes; Cestoda; Diphyllobothriidea; Diphyllobothriidae. The record is from the annotation of a GenBank genome assembly.
GUCCGCGGUCUUGUUGAUCAGUAUAAGUAUGUUUAUGUGAUCAGCUUUGACAAUCCACGGAAUACGCGUCUCUCAGAACUUCGACAAGAACUCAAUGAUAGUGUUCUGCUCUUCGGUAAAAACAAACUGGUAAUGGUGGCCUUUGGCGUUGACAAGACGACACAAUUGAAACCUGGGCUCCGCCAACUAAGCAAGCAUGUUAAAGGCCAAUGCGCCCUCCUCUUUUCCAACAAAGAAGUCGAGGAACUGCGAGACUUGUUUAAUCAGUUUCGUAGUCAAGACUACGCGAGACCGGGAAGUCAUGCGACUCAGACAGUUAUAUUGUCAGCUGGCAUUUUACCAAAAUUUUCGCACACAAUGGAACCUGGCCUGCGCCAGCUGGGACUGCCCGUUAAACUCGUGCGCGGAAUAAUCAACCUCGAGACCGACUAUCCCGUAUGCGAACUUGGACAAGCUCUCACACCAGAACAGUGUCGCAUUCUGAAAUACUUCGAGGUCCAAACAUCAGAAUUCCGUGUUAACAUAUUGGCCCGUUGGGACUCACAAAGCGAAAAAGUGACAGAACUUCAAACUAAGGAUGCAGCCAAUGUUAUAACAUCGCUGUUUCCUAAGAUUUCUGUAAGUUGCCAGAAGUUGGAUGAUGGAGCCUUCUAUUUUGUACCCCACCCUAUUGAAGACGAAAAUCUUUCGUAA